AUGGCAACUGACAAUGAUGUGAAGCAUUUCACGAUCAAACAUUAUGCGGGUAGUGUCGAUUACAACAUCGACUCAUGGGUGGAGAAGAAUCGUGACGUCGUCGAGAACGCCGUGUUGGAGGUGAUGAGCGAAUCUACAGUGCCGUUGAUAAGGUGCCUAUUUCCACCUGUGUCUACGGAUGUGACAAGAUCACGACGGGGAACAUUAUGCCAGUCAACAGUGACGUUCAUCUAUAAGAAUCAACUUCUCAGUCUUCUGGAGAUGUUGUCAUCCACAUCUGCUCAUUUUAUUCGAUGUGUAGUACCAAACUAUGAACGGGUACCGAACAAAGUCGAUGGGCCAUUAGUGAUAAAUCAACUAAGAUGCAACGGUGUCUUAGAAGGAAUUCGAAUUUGUCGUGCAGGCUAUCCAUCUCGUCUCCUGUUCGCAGACUUCGUUACAAGAUAUAAUAUGCUCGUUAAAGGAGCACCCAAAACAGGUAGUGGUGCAGCUGAGAUCUGUGCAUCGGCUGCUAUUGCUGAGUCGCGUUAUGAGAUUGGCAAGACAAAAAUUUUCUGUAAAAUUGGUGUUAUAUCGGAAGACUAUCUUGAGAAGAAGUGCCCGGCCAACCACGGAAAUACCAUCCACUCGGAAAUUCUGCCUGGUUUACCACACAAUUUUUGA
This is a messenger RNA of Angiostrongylus costaricensis, 663 nucleotides long. The record is from the annotation of a GenBank genome assembly. NCBI's taxonomy places the organism in Eukaryota, Metazoa, Nematoda, Chromadorea, Rhabditida, Metastrongylidae.